Colletotrichum abscissum is the source of this 141-nucleotide messenger RNA. RefSeq lists its product as uncharacterized. Gene Ontology annotation, molecular function: monooxygenase activity; iron ion binding; heme binding. The transcript has a single exon. The record is from RefSeq and is a predicted model, not a curated record. The coding region runs from base 1 to 141 and encodes 46 amino acids. NCBI's taxonomy places the organism in Eukaryota, Fungi, Ascomycota, Sordariomycetes, Glomerellales, Glomerellaceae.
AUGCACACAAGUGUAGAUGCGAGGGGUCCCGAUGCCCGCUCCUUCAACUCAGAUCGAUGGUUGAAGCCAAAUGCUAAAAGCCUCGAGCAAUAUCAAGUCGCGUUUUCCAAAGGAGCCAGGAUGUGUCUGGGGCAGAAAUAA